Arxiozyma heterogenica is the source of this 483-nucleotide messenger RNA. It is a transcript of the gene GPX2, whose product is annotated as glutathione peroxidase GPX2. Gene Ontology annotation, biological process: cellular response to oxidative stress. Gene Ontology annotation, molecular function: glutathione peroxidase activity. NCBI's taxonomy places the organism in Eukaryota, Fungi, Ascomycota, Saccharomycetes, Saccharomycetales, Saccharomycetaceae. The transcript has a single exon. Bases 1 to 483 code for a protein of 160 amino acids. The record is from RefSeq and is a predicted model, not a curated record.
AUGUCCGAGUUUUACAGUUUAACUCCAAAGGAUAAGUCUGGUAAUCCAUAUCCAUUUUCUCAACUAGAAGGUAAAGUUGUAUUGAUUGUUAAUGUUGCCUCCAAAUGUGGUUUCACCCCACAGUAUGAUGGUUUAGAAGAGCUAUAUAAAAAAUACAAGGAUCAAGGUUUAGUCAUCCUUGGUUUCCCAUGUAAUCAAUUUGGUCAUCAAGAGCCAGGCACACAGGAAGAAAUUCAAGAGUUUUGCAGACUGAAUUAUGGUGUCACAUUCCCAAUAAUGCAAAAGAUUGACGUCAAUGGAGAUAACGAAGAUCCUGUAUAUCGUUAUUUGAAAUCACAAAAGGCUGGUAUGUUCGGUUUAACAAGAAUAAAAUGGAAUUUUGAAAAAUUCUUAAUCGAUAAAAAGGGUAAUGUUAUUGAAAGAUUUUCUUCUCUAACAAAACCAGUUUCUUUAGAUUCUAAGAUUGCCGAAUUAUUAAAAUAA